Molecule: messenger RNA, 1063 nt
Organism: Cricetulus griseus (Chinese hamster)
Lineage: Eukaryota; Metazoa; Chordata; Mammalia; Rodentia; Cricetidae
Source: RefSeq, a predicted model, not a curated record
AGCGCGUGCACGGGAAGGUGGGGGGCGUGCUUAGUACGCUUGCGCGCAGGGGCUGAGUGACGCUAACGACCGACCAGCGCUUCUCCCCUGGCAAGAUGAUAUUUCUCCUUUCCUUGGCUACACAUCGAGUAUAAGAAUUCUCAUCUAAUGUUAAAAGAACCAACUUGGGAGAUUUAAGAAGACAAACAUGGCAGCCAGUGGCCAGAGAAGAAAAAUAAGCCCUAAGUCUGAACUGACUGAAGAACAGAAACAGGAAAUCCGGGAAGCUUUUGAUCUCUUUGAUGCUGAUGGAACCGGAACUAUAGACAUCAAGGAACUAAAGGUUGCAAUGAGGGCUCUGGGCUUUGAACCUAAGAAAGAAGAAACCAAGAAGAUGAUGAGUGAAAUUGAUAAGGAAGGGACAGGAAAAAUGAACUUCAGUGACUUUUUGACAGUGAUGACUCAGAAAAUGUCCGGGAAAGACACCAAAGAAGAAAUUCUGAAAGCUUUCAAGCUCUUUGAUGAUGAUGAAACUGGGAAAAUAUCAUUCAAAAAUCUAAAGUGUGUGGCCAAGGAGUUAGGCGAGAACUUGACUGAUGAAGAGCUGCAGGAAAUGAUUGAUGAAGCUGAUCGAGAUGGAGAUGGCGAGGUCAAUGAGCAAGAGUUCCUGCGCAUCAUGAAGAAGUCUAGUAUCUAUUAAGAUCAGUGCUUCUUUUUCUACGUCAAGCACAUGUGACUAGAUUUAGUGCCUGCCAUUUUGUGAAAUACAGCUUUUGAGAACCCCCCUCCCCCAACCUCUGAGUUAACUAGCCGUGACCUUGAAUCUUUUUUUGACUUUUGGAAGUUUCUUUGAUAUUAAGUUCUUUGUACAUUUACCUUCUGACUAAUUAAACAGUGCAGAACAAGAGCACAUAGUGGGGAAAAGAGUCUGAAAGUGUGACUGCAGCCACUCCACUUUCCAUUAGUUCACAUUGCUUAUGCAUUUUCACAUAGCUGCAAACACACAAUGGCUUCUUAGAUGUCCAUGUAGCCAUGUCACAAUAAACACAAAAACUAGAAUAAAAUUGUUCUAGUUUUUAGUUGA